GAUCUCCUUGCUAAAAGAUAUUGGGCGGGUGAAGAUUGACCUCAAUGCUCUUGCAACCAGCGAGGAUGGUGAUUCGGAGACCAAGCGAUCGGAGCUCCAGGCUCAGCUGGACAAGCUCAUGACGGAGCACGCGCAGCUCAUGAAGGGUGGCGAAAAUGAUGCCCAGCAGACGCCAGAGAAUGGCGAAGGCCCUGCGACAGCUAGCUUCGAACAGAAGGAGCGACACUUUCGGGCAAAAGCCCCGGCCACAAACGGCCAUCGCGGGGAGCUGGCCCGUCUGUUGGAGCGCCAACGCCGCAAGGCCUCCGAGGAGGGCCUCAACUUCACAGCUGGAGGUGCAGUCAGCACCGCUGAUGCCUUUGCCGAGGGUCACCAGAAGGAGGAGCUGGCUCAGGAGGCACCCGAAGGCGCCAUGGGGCUGGUGCUCACAGAGCCCGAAGAGCCACAAGAGCAAAGCUUGUAUCAGGCGCCCGAUUUGAUUCGCAGCUUUCUGGCUGAUGGCGGCAGAAUGUUGGAGGACUUGUAUCUGCAGCUGUUGUUGCUGCCUGGCGCUGCCAAUGCGAGUGUGACGCCCACCAAGACGGCAGGCGUGGACUUGAAACAGGAGCAGCAGGAGGAGACAAGGAAAAAUGCCGAGACACUUCUGGAAGAGGCGGAUGUGCUCAGGCAGAAGAUGGCCACCAGCGAGAGAGAAAUAGAUGCGCAGCAGCGUAUCAGCGCCCAGCGCUAUGCCGAGGCACGUCGUGCCGAGCCGGACAUGCCGGACAUUGUGCCGCUGCCCGUGGAACAUCCGGACGAGAUUCGCCAACGAAUGGUGGUCGACAGGUUUGGCCCGGAAAUGCGGUGUGGCGAGACUCUGCCUCCGGAGAGCCGCAUCACGACUCGCAGCGUUGAGCUCCAUGCAGAGUCGAUUUUUCAAGGUUCCUACGGAGGCCAGUUUGCAUGGAAGUACGUGGUGACCUUCUCGAACCACGGUGAGGAGACUGUCCAAAUGCUGACACGGCACUGGGUUUUCGUCGACGCCUUGGGCCGACUGGAGACGGAGGUGAAGGGCCCGGGUGCUCGCGGUGUCACCCCGGUGCUGCCUCCGGGCGGUCAGUGGGUCUACGAGAGCGGAACGCGCCUGAAGACUCCGCAUGGCACAAUGCAUGGAAGCUUCCAGUUCGAGAUUUUGAAUAGCAGCCAAAGGCUCGACAGCCGCUCCUUCAGCGCGCGUGUCGGCCGCCUCACACUGUCGGAGGAUGGGCGGCCAAAGAAUGUGCCUUGCGUGUCGGAGGCAGAGGAAGGCAUGCUUCCACUGACUAGUGUCCUGGCAGUGGAACGGGUGAUUCUCGGAGGACGUGCGGACCUUGUGCGGAGGAAAAACGGAUCCUUCAUCUUCAGCUAUGAUGUCCAGAUUAACAACGCACGUGAGAGUGACAUAGAAGUCGUCGGGCACUUCUGGGAGGUUGUGGACUCUAAAGGUCACCGUCACAUCGCUGCAUCCGGCGAGGGUGUGGGAGGAGUCUUCAAAGGAACGAGCCGCAGUCUUGCGGCGGGCGAUGCAUUUCGUGUGCAAGGGCAGGUCGCUUCACCUACUGCUGAAGGAAACGCGCAGGGCACUUACCGCGUGCGGAUCCAGCAAGCAACGAGCGAGAUAGAGAUCGAAGCGCGGACGGAUUGGAUGGGCCUCUCUGCAGACAAGGACCUUCCGGGUGCAGUUGAUGGGGCAGUGAGGGAGACCAGGAGCGACAGCGCCGAUGAAGUGCAGGUCACAUAUCCGCCCUCGCCACCUUCUCCGGCAUCACCAUCUCCCUGGGACGAGGACACGAUGAUCAUACACCAUGUCCUCCCAGGCGUCGCGGGAACUAGUGGUCCAGCUGCUGCCAGCCUCGACAGUGUCGCAGAGCCGGUACAGGAGCUGGACGAGGAGCCUGGCGAAGCAGUUCCCGAAACCAGAGGGAUGGGUGGAAGAAGCAUGUCAGGCAGCAGUGUUCGCUUCCAGCAAGAGCCAGAUGUAGUGCACUUCGACACAGACUCACCUGCCAGAGAAGAUCGUUUGGCCAUUGCUGCUCCCGAAGCCGUGGCAGCCCCGCCUGUGACAGCCGUGACACCACCUGCAGCUGAAGCAGAAGCGCAGGUGCCGGAGGCGUCGAUUGAGCCUGCAGCUAAAGCAGAAGCGCAGGAGCCGGAGGCCACGGUUGAGCCUGCAGCCGAAGCAGAAGUACAAGAUCCGGAGACCGUGAUUGAGCUUGAACCGGCCAAAUUCCUUGUGCCAGACCCAGGCAUUACAGGCACUCCACAGCCUUUGGCAGACGCCGCUCGGGAAAAGGUGGCUGCAAAUCUUCCGGCGCCCGCAGCAGAAGCCACCACCGACACACCUCCGAAAAUGGAGGUUGAAGUUGUGGUGACACCGCCAGAUUCUGCCAAAGAGGUAGCUAAAGAGGCUCCCAGCCUAAUUGAAGCGCCCAAAGAGGCUGAGGAUGCAGAGGCCGUCGCCCCCAGCCUUGCAGCAGCCGCGGGGCUGGCGACUGCAAAGACCCCGUCGAAAGCCGAAGGCGAGAAGCCGACUUCUGGCAAAGCGCCGAAAGCAGGCAUGACAGCACAGACCGUGCACUCCGCAGCGAAGCGGCGGCCGGCUCCCAAGGCAGCAUCUGUGCCAAAAGCAGCGCCGCACCCGAAGAAGGAGGUGACUGCAAAGCCAACGCCGGCGCCGAAAGCAGCGCCGCCCGCGGCAAAGGCCACGCAGUCCGGAAAGGCAGCUUCAGCCAAGCCCAAAGCGGCAAAGCAUCGUGCACGAAGUCACGACGAGCGCCAACAAAGGCAGCCUGGCAGUCGACGUCACAGCGCUGAGGUGUCGAAAGCGACGUCCGACGCACUGUCUGCGGCGGUGCAGGAGAAGCCGAAACCAGCAUGGGGCGGAAGUGGCAAGCUCGUGGCAAGGCCUGCAGCCGAAGUCCGGCGGGCAUCUCCCCGGCCGAAGGCCGUUACUUCCAAGCCGACGAAGGCCGCCUCGUCUGCAGACCUUCGACCUGCACCUGAGAAGUUAGGUGCGGCCCAGCCACCGGCGCAGGAGAAAGCUCCCAGCCAGGUGGUCAGUCAAGCCAAGGCCCCAUCGAAGCGUCGCGUGUCGGAGGGGCAGGCUGCGCUGGAGAAGAUGGCGAAGGACCUGGAGAAGAAUGUGAAGGCUGCCCAGGCUCAUUGUCUCCGCGAGUCCGAGAAGUGCGCAGUCAGGCACAUGAAAGCUGCGGAGGCGGAAGCAGCUGCCGUACGCCAGGCGAUGGCAUUGCAGGCAGCUGUCUCGGCACCGGAGAAGCCGCAAUCGCCAACCAAAGACACCAAGGAAGCGGAGAGCCCCGCCAUUGCGGCAGAGCCGGUGUCCCAGAGGAGCGGCUCCCUGAGGUUAGCUUUGGCAGAUCUUGUGCAGCAGGAGGACACCGACGAUGCCCAGUUAGCCAUGGCUGUCCAGCGGGUCCUCGGUGAUUCUUUGCCGUCUUCACCGUCACAUUCUUCGAGCAGGCAUUCCGGAUUGCUCACGCAGUCGUCGCCACAGCUCCUGGUGUCUCAUGAAGUACCGCUCCGCAUUGGCAGCAGACCUAGGUCAGCCUCAGGCUCUCCACGCCACUCUCACAAGGAGCUGCCGAAACAGGACGAAGGUCCCAAAAAGAAGGUCGUCAAAAGCUCGCCGGCGCACCGUCCAGGCAGAGGUGAAGACAGUCCACCUCGAACUAAAUCACCUCCGCGCAGGAGUCAGCAAUGCCAGCCAGCCACGGCAUCGAAAAUGACGCCGCGAAAGAAGGUAGACGCACGCCCGGCCUGGGACGAUCGUUUCUAUGUGGUCGAGGCCAAGAAGCAUCACCUCAAAAAGUCGGAGCUGGAAGAGGAUGUGCCUCACGAAGACGAGGUACAGCAGGAGACUCCGCAGCGGAGGGUGCGGUCCAGGUCACCGACAACGGAGGCUGCAAAGGCUCCGCAAGGUGCAGUACCAGAGAAGAGGCCGGCACCCAAGGCGAAGGGCAAGUCAAAGGCCCAUGAGAAGGCCUGGGAUCCGCUCGUGUCUGGUAUCAAAAUCGCGGACAUGAGGGCUACUGCUUGGCAGCUAGAACUGAAUGCGCGCGCAGGCGCAGGCCGCUGUGUCGCCCAGAUCACAGGUGCCGGCGGAACGGUUUGCAGCCGAUCGAGCAGUCCGACAGUUGUUUGGUUAGCCAAGUCUGGGUAUGAGUGCAGCAAGAUCCAGGUAAAGGUUACUGUAAUGGCUCCAACACCUGCGGAUCAUGUCGGCUCCCCUUCUCUAAUGCUCCGCAAUGAGACAAUUAAUCUUCAGAAGCAGGUUAUAUGCUUUCACACAUGCGUGGAUAGAUCUGCUCAUGUUUGUGAUUUUAUUUGUGCAAUCGCGCACGUGUACAUCGACGUCUAUGCCCAAUUCAAGAAUCUCGAGACAGGCUCCAGCUCCAUGCAAGGUUUUAUUGUGCUGCCCGAAGUGAUGCCGGAGCAGACGUCUCGUCCCACCGAGCAUAGCCUGCCUCCAGACUAUGCCAGGGGAUCGAGGUGUUUAUUGCAGGAGAGUGCCUCACCCGAGCUGCUGGCACCUGACAUCAAUGGUGCCUGGUACGGCGAAGUUAUGUCUGAGAUGAUUUCGACCAAGACUAGGUCUGCACUUGCACUCGAGAGGCCGUCAUGCGCCGUGGCCUCAGCAUGGAACAGCGCAGCGCUCAAGACGGCCAAACAAGACGGAAAUAAUCUGGGUCCCGUUGAAGAAGGAAUCUCGUUCAUGUUCCGCCGGCUGGCUCACGAAGUUUACAUCCGCGCCCGGCUUGCGCCAUGUUUUUUCCUGCGCAAGGGCAGCCGGGAUAGAGACCAGAUGUGGAUGGUGGUGUCAAAAUCGCUGUCAGAGAUGCUGGCCGCGGGGUCCCUGAAGCAGGUCUUUGCUCCCAAGCGCAUUGAGCCGAGAGUGCGAAGGACGCAGUACUACGAAGGAGAGGCUUGGAAAGAGCCAGAGCCGGUGCCUGAAGCCAAAGCUGCGCCAGGUCGUGCCGAGUCUGCCAGCUUUGCACCAAAAAAGCAGGAGGUGGCUCCGAUUCCGCAAAUUCCGCUCAACGAGAUCCGUGGCGUGCUCGAGCUUGUACAGUCCCCCGGCCCGGGACACCCUACGGAGCAGCGCGGCGUUGCCUUCGUCAGCGGGAAGUGGCAGCGGCUGGCAGAGCCCGGCACGCUCAGCCACGAAGCUGAGCCCGUUUCGGUCUGCGUAGCUUUCGAGGACUCUCCGAAGAUUUGUGGUGCGGGCAGAGAAUUCUGUGGGCCUUCAGUGCCAGCGUCGCCUCAUCGCAGGAAAAGCUGCCUUAGCAGACGGCCAUCGUCCUGCGAUGGCAGAGCCAGCCCCACCAGCAUCAAGAAGUUCUCGUGGUCGCCGCAGCUCUGUGAGUCAGAGGACUUUCACCAGCCUCGCAUCUCGCGGAGUGGCAGCUCAGGCGCUCUCAGUGUCGCUACCUCGAUCGCGUCAGCGCAGACGCUUCCCUGCCGACAGAUUUCAGGCAGCUUAGAGGAGGCGGAGACACGCCUGCGACGAUCCAGAACUUCUUCAUCAUCCCUCGUGGAUCACGCGAAGACUGUUUGCAUGGGUGGGCUUCGACAGGGCGCCAGCAGACGUGCACGCUACGCCUCAGAAGGUCACUCGGUCCCAUCAUUGCUGACUGGCGCGGCAACCCGCAGCCGGUCGAAGACGCACUGA
Messenger RNA from Symbiodinium sp. CCMP2456, 5707 nucleotides. The record is from the annotation of a GenBank genome assembly. NCBI's taxonomy places the organism in Eukaryota, Dinophyceae, Suessiales, Symbiodiniaceae.